CUUCCGAAAUACACACUGCCGUAACUCUUCCCCAAACAAUAUUAUAGAUGGAUUGAACACGUGUGAAAACUUAAAGAAAGCAAAAUAACCCGAAUAAUGCCGUCGAGUGGAACAACUAUUACUGGAUAUGAUCACUGCGGAAAAAAAGAAAGACGAGGAAGGGGAAAAAAAAGUGAAGGCUGCUCAAGUGAAGGAGGUGGAGGAGCAGUGCGUGAGGAACCGUGCGUGAGGGAAGAUCAUCAACCACAAGCAUGACACUCGCAGCGCUGACCUUCCUCACUCUUCUGUGUCUGACGCCCGUGACUGGACGGUAUUCAAGCGGAAACCAAGGUGGGGAGUGGCAGCAGCAGGAGGUACGAGGAGGAGGAGGAGGAGGAGAAGCGGAAAGAGGAGAAAGAGUGGGAAGAAAGGACGUCAGGGAGAAUGAAAUCUUUCCGGAGAGCGCUUCCAGAGAUAGUGAUCGUGGUAAUGGUGACGGGUAUGGCGGCGCGCGAAAGCUGACGACGACGAGGAGGGUGGUGAUGGAGGUCGCUGGGAGUGUGUUGCGUCUCCUGCACCAGCACCGCGAGCAGGAGAGACGCAUGGGCCGGUCAUCUAUGGCCUCAACCGUAGCCAGGGACGCCAUCAGGCUCGUCGUCAUGGGCUUUAUGGGCUACCAAGGGGAGGAGGACUGCAUCAAGAGAGUGGCGUGUGAGACAGGGGGUAUCCUUGCCAGGGUCUAUCCCAGCGCCCCGCUUAUCCUCGGCGCCGCUGACCUGAUGGCUCCUCCCUACCUGAGCCGCAUCCUCCGCCUCGUCAAGGACGCCGCGAUGGGCCUGUCCUGCGUCUCCUUCAGAUGUGGUGACGCUUACUACCCAUCAGAAAAUGAAGUGAAUCACUGAAAUUGUAACAACCUACUACUACUACUACUACUACUAUUACUACUACUACGGCUACGACAAUGACUACGACUACUACUACGACGAUUGCGACUACGAUUACGACUACUACGACUACCACUACUAAUUUAAGUUUUUAUAAAUAUAUACGUGAGAUCCUAUUGAAAA
Eriocheir sinensis (Chinese mitten crab) is the source of this 1046-nucleotide messenger RNA. RefSeq lists its product as uncharacterized. The transcript is spliced from 4 exons. NCBI's taxonomy places the organism in Eukaryota, Metazoa, Arthropoda, Malacostraca, Decapoda, Varunidae. Bases 252 to 881 code for a protein of 209 amino acids. The record is from RefSeq and is a predicted model, not a curated record.